GAUCCACCAUGAUGCUCCCCACGCCCUUAGAAAGCGGUCGAAUUGGGUGGUCUCUGAUUGGCUUCGACGGGAGAUCCCCAAAAAGUCGCUUCUCCAAAAGAAUUUUUGAUGCGCGUCGAGGGCGUUUAGCGACCAGCUCGACUAUCCGUGUUGAUCAGCAGGACCCAGCAAAUGUCGAACACCACACUUGCUAUCAUUGCGGCGGCGUCUGCAGCCGCAGGUGCAUCCGUUACUGCUUUGAUCUUCUCCAGCUCACGAAAAGAUCAACCUAUACCGACACCGACAUCGACAUUGAAAGACGCGCCCUCACCCACCGUACCAUCGAGACCUCCCCCUCCAACGCCGGUACCCGUACCUGUGGCUGCGUCGACUCAUCCUGCUCCGGUCACGGUCGUCUCACCUGUAGAUCCUGCUGGGAUACUACGAUAUGGCUUUCCGGGACCAGUUGCUGAUACAUUGACUACGCCCUCACAUCUUUCUGCUUUCAACCGCUUUACACGCAAUCCACAUUGGGUAGCUGAGCAUUUCACUCCGCAGUCACUCCUCAUGAACAACGGUUCUCGACGGAACAGUGUUUUCUACGAAGACAUGUCCAUACCUCCCAUGUUCCGAGCGAAGUUGACCGACUAUGCACGAAGCGGAUAUGAUCGUGGCCAUCAAGUGCCGGCGGCCGAUGCAAAGUGGUCACAGGAAGCAAUGGACUCUACAUUCGUAUUGAGCAACAUGUGUCCCCAAGUUGGUGAAGGUUUCAAUCGAGAUUACUGGGCACACUUUGAGGACUUCUGUAGGGGUCUCGUCAAGAGAUAUCCAAGUGUUAGAGUCGUCACAGGACCAUUAUAUUUGCCAAAAAGGGAUGAACGAGAUGGCAAGUGGCGAGUGUCUUACGAAGUGAUUGGCAACCCCCCAAACGUUGCGGUACCGACACACUUCUACAAGAUAAUCUAUGGUGAGGAGGCUGCUGGCAGCCCGAACGGCAGCGUGGCGCUAGGAGCGUUCGUCCUACCUAAUGCUGAAAUCCCCAACCACAAGAGUCUGCGUGACUUUGAGGUUCCUCUGGAAGCCGUUGAGAGAGCCAGUGGCUUGCUGUUUGCGGACAGGUUGCCGACGAACAGACGGAAGCAGCUCUGCCGGGAGGUGAGCUGUGAGAUCAUAGUUCGGGAAUUCGACAACAGUCGAAAGCAAUCCAAUAGGCCAGCUUUGGUGGGUAACGAUCCAAGAGGUCCACCCCAAGUUGUGCAACCUGGAGGGAGAUGGUAAUCAGGAAACAAGGCUGGUUUCCGAAACAAUCGUCGGUCUGGUGCAGGUCAUCCGACCGUGUUGGCCAUCGUGUUGUUGACUUGAAGUGCGCCGUUGCCAGGCAUCAUUUUU
Exophiala viscosa is the source of this 1368-nucleotide messenger RNA. RefSeq lists its product as uncharacterized. The transcript has a single exon. Lineage: Eukaryota; Fungi; Ascomycota; Eurotiomycetes; Chaetothyriales; Herpotrichiellaceae. Gene Ontology annotation, molecular function: nucleic acid binding; RNA endonuclease activity; single-stranded DNA endonuclease activity. Bases 172 to 1257 code for a protein of 361 amino acids. The record is from RefSeq and is a predicted model, not a curated record. Gene Ontology annotation, biological process: apoptotic DNA fragmentation. Gene Ontology annotation, cellular component: nucleus; mitochondrial inner membrane.